Molecule: messenger RNA, 394 nt
Organism: Nannochloropsis gaditana CCMP526
Exons: 1
Biological process (GO): intracellular protein localization
Cellular component (GO): membrane; cytosol
Molecular function (GO): protein kinase binding
Source: RefSeq, a predicted model, not a curated record
UGGAAAGCGAGUACGUGAGUUCCCAUUUGCACGAAUGGAUCGACCUGAUCUUUGGCUGGAAGCAGCGCGGCCCCCCCGCGGAAGCUGCCCGGAACGUGUUUUACUACCUCACCUACGAAGGAGCGGUGGAUGUGGACCGGAUCGACGAUCCCGUCCUCAAGGAAGCGACGGAGGCGCAGAUCCGUCACUACGGACAAACGCCCUCCCAGCUUUUCAGCCAGCCCCACCCCCCACGCCUCCCGCUACACGAUACGGUCCAACCCCUCGGGGCCUCCCUGGCCUCUCUGACGCACCUCCGUGCCUAUACCCCUCCUCAACACCUCCUUAGAAAUCUGUCCCUACCUGCCUUCUCCCAUUGCCCCUCCACCUUCGCCUCGCCCAGCGGGUCCACGGC